AUGAUCAACGGACUAUUUGGAUGGUACUCCCAAUGGAUACCACAUAUAGAGGAAAAGAUCCAACGAUGGAGGACCAUGGUGAUGGACAAACCAAAGCCCGGAGAAUGCACAAAAGAAGAGGAAGCAGAACAAGUGAAAGCACAAUGGGAGCCACAGGACGACGAAACACUGGACGAACUCAAGCAAGCUAUUGUCACAGGCCCAAUAUUGAAGAGACCCAAUCCAAAGAGACGAUUCUACUUGAAAACGGACUGGUCAAGCAAUGCCAUGGGAGCGGUCCUCCUACAAGCGGACACGACGCAGAAGAGUCCAUGA
Cylindrotheca closterium is the source of this 315-nucleotide messenger RNA. NCBI's taxonomy places the organism in Eukaryota, Bacillariophyta, Bacillariophyceae, Bacillariales, Bacillariaceae. The record is from the annotation of a GenBank genome assembly.